Messenger RNA from Pectinophora gossypiella (pink bollworm), 804 nucleotides. RefSeq lists its product as uncharacterized. The record is from RefSeq and is a predicted model, not a curated record. The transcript is spliced from 4 exons. Lineage: Eukaryota; Metazoa; Arthropoda; Insecta; Lepidoptera; Gelechiidae. The coding region runs from base 1 to 804 and encodes 267 amino acids.
AUGGCGGGAACAGCCAGUAAUUAUCCCCGCGGGGCGCGGGGCGGUCGCGGCGGACGCGGCGCAGGGCGCGGGGCGAGGCGCGCGGCCCCGGCCCGCGGCGGCGGCGCCGGUACCUACUGCCUCAGCCAGGCAGCGCCGCGCGCGCCGUCAGCUGAUCAGGACAAUCGAGGCGAGCGGCCGGGGAAUGAGACGAGCGAUAACGACGACGAUGAACCUAUUUACCAAAUGUCGCAUGAGUCAUUGUUUGACGGCACGCUGGGACGGUACCGCGGCUCCCCCGUGCGGCUGCACGUGCGCGAGGGAGCUCAGCCGGUGUACCACCGCGCGCGGCCGGUGCCGUAUACGCUGCGGCCCCGCGUGGACGCUGAGCUGGACGCCAUGCUGUGCGCCGCACUAUGGAAUAUGGUAGAACAAACGCAAAAUGGGAUUCGCAAAACAGAAAAGCCGAAUUAUGAAGAUACUAUCACGCAACCGUAUACUGCAAGCUGUGAAAACGUUAAUGAAGAUGACUAUGAAAACAAUAAUAGUGCCAGUGAUAAGGACUACAAUGAAAGAAGUAAUGAUAGUGAUAAUCAUAGUAUUGAUCUAGAAAAUAGUAGCGACUCGUUCAAAACAGUUGAAUGGAACGAUGAUACAGAAGACAAUUUGUCUUCAUGGUCAUUAACGCCUGAAGAUUUUACAAAUGUUCCAUAUGGUGUGAGGAAUGAACGAGGAAAAUUGAUGCUUGAUCAGAAGUUGCAAAACCUUGAUACACCUAAGUUAAAUAAAUCUACUCAACAUGAUAAAACAACAAAUAGUGAAUGA